This is a messenger RNA of Condylura cristata (star-nosed mole), 4166 nucleotides long. RefSeq names its product chloride intracellular channel 4 (gene CLIC4). The record is from RefSeq and is a predicted model, not a curated record. Lineage: Eukaryota; Metazoa; Chordata; Mammalia; Eulipotyphla; Talpidae. Bases 161 to 922 code for a protein of 253 amino acids. The transcript is spliced from 6 exons.
CGCGCGCGGGGCGUGGGGCGGUGCUGAGCGGCUGAGGCAGAGGCGAGCUCGACGCCGGGACUGUCCAGCGAGGCGCAGCGCAGUGGGAGCCGGCACCGAGCAGCCCGGGAGCAGAAGCCACCGCCGUCGCCGCCGUCUGAGGAGCCCAGCCGAGCCGGCCAUGGCGUUGUCGAUGCCGCUGAACGGGCUGAAGGAGGAGGACAAAGAGCCCAUCAUCGAGCUCUUCGUCAAGGCUGGCAGCGAUGGUGAAAGCAUAGGAAACUGUCCCUUUUCCCAGAGACUCUUCAUGAUUCUUUGGCUUAAAGGAGUUGUAUUUAGUGUGACAACUGUUGACCUAAAGAGGAAGCCUGCAGACUUGCAGAACUUGGCUCCUGGGACCCACCCACCAUUUAUAACUUUCAACAAUGAAGUCAAAACGGAUGUAAAUAAGAUUGAAGAAUUUCUUGAAGAAGUCUUGUGCCCUCCCAAGUACUUAAAGCUUUCACCCAAACACCCAGAGUCAAAUACUGCUGGAAUGGACAUCUUUGCCAAAUUCUCUGCCUAUAUCAAGAAUUCUAGACCAGAGGCUAAUCAAGCAUUGGAGAAGGGUCUCUUGAAAACACUCCAGAAACUGGACGAAUAUCUGAAUUCUCCCCUUCCUGAUGAAAUUGAUGAGAAUAGCAUGGAGGACAUAAAGUGUUCUACACGUAAAUUUCUGGAUGGCAACGAAAUGACAUUAGCUGACUGCAACCUGCUGCCCAAACUGCACAUCGUCAAGGUGGUGGCUAAGAAAUAUCGCAACUUUGACAUUCCAAAAGGAAUGACUGGCAUCUGGAGAUACCUAACUAACGCUUAUAGUCGGGAUGAGUUCACCAACACCUGUCCCAGUGAUAAGGAGGUUGAAAUAGCAUAUAGUGAUGUCGCCAAAAGACUUACCAAGUAGAGCAGUGCUUACAAGAGAGGUGUCUUUCAUCUUCCCCGACUAAGAAUAUGCUUUCCUAGCAGACUUUUCCUAGCAGACUUCCUAUAAAGUAGAAGUUUUACUUUGCAUGAACAUGCAGUUACUGGAGAUUAGGGUCAAGGAUAGACAAGGCCUAUAGCUAUCUUUAAAUAUACACUCCAAGCAGUAUUAUUUUGAAGUUCUGUUACCCUGCCUACCUCCCCUGCCCUGUAUCCACCUCCUCUAAUUUGGAGACACUCCCUUAUAAACUUCACGUUAAAGAUGGUCGUCAUCUCUCUGGAGCCCUCACCACUGUGCCCAUCACUGCACACAGAUGGCAGAACUUUUGAGGUGCAAUGGUUAACUGUUAAUUGUUAAGAUAGUAGCCAUGACCUCGUCAGUCACCCGCAAACUGGUGCCUAAUGCAUGGUACAAGGAAUAUUUAUGUAUUUGGAGAAGUUUAUAAUAUACUAAGAGUAUGUGAAAGGAUCUCUACUGUAUCAAAAUCUCACGUCUCAACUUAGUCUAUCCUGGAUGUGAACUGAAGGAUGUCACCACCAGAGAAGAGAGCCUUCUGCAGAACCGUCACUGCAGGUUUUGCUAUUUUGCUUUGUACAUGGAUUUUUAACUUUUUGCCUACAAGCAUUUCUCCGUGAUACCAGUGACAACAUCUGACACUGUAGAAGCUGAAAGUUUAGAGGGAGGGUUGAAAUUCGCAAGACCUUUCUUGUCUAUCAGUAAGAAGCCAGCUGAUACACUCUGUCUCAGCGUGCUGUUAGUGCAGCUUGCCCAGUGCCAUUUGGGAUACUAUUGCUUUCUCCUUUCCAGGGGAAAGACGACAUUUAAGGUAAAUGUCAUUCAUAGAUCUUUUGAGCAACACUUCAUAGACUGAUGUUUAUUUGAUUUAGCUAUAGUAAUAUAAUGAGGAGUCAUAUGGAAAUGAACACGUACGGAAAUGUAGGCAUGUAGGGUGAGUUUGUCAAGACAUCAAGUAGAUUUUUGUUUCUAAAGCUUUUUGAAUGUGGAUAAUCUAGAAGGGUCACUGCCCACCCUGUAUUAGAAACCAAACACACUGACUACCAGCCACCCCAUUCUGGUCCCAGUUGCUGGUAGACUGAGGGUAGAGCAGAUGGCUCAGUCUUUUGGACUAAUUGUAUUUGUGACAGUCAGCAGAAAGUUAGUCUUGCCUAAUUUUAGUCAUUGCACUUCACUCAAAUUUUCCUAUAGCCACAUUAAGGAAUAGCACUCGGUGUGUUCACUUGUUCUUAAAUUUAAGUUAUAAACCAUGAGUUAUUUGUGCUCUAACAAGAGAGGAUGAACUAGGUGAAAAUAAAAUAGAAGCUUGCUAUGUAUUUAUUCAUUUUGUUUUUAAAUGGACUUUCUAAAUACUACUCCAAAGACUGGUUGCAACUAUAACAUGUUUCUGGUAAAUUUUUAUACCUAACUUGUUUUAAGAAGUGCUAAAUCUCAUGGGCUGCUUUUGGACAUUUUAAGUAUAGUGUGUUAAAAUGACAAUGCCUUCUGCUUCUGAUAUGCUAACAUUCAGUAAGCACUGUUGUAGGGAAGCAGCCUGGUUUAUGAUAAGCAUAUCACAUCUUUUAGCCUGGCAGUGAUCAGCUUGUUGUAGAAGGGUAAAGAAAGCUCCAGAUUGGAUCCAUUUAGCUUGGAGAGAUUUCCAUGUCAGACCUUUCAUAACUCCCUGUUGCUGAUCAAAAGUUUGGGCACUCACUUCUUUGUGAUUAAACAGUGGAUGAUUUGCCUGGUUUCAGGGAAAAGUACUAUCAGGUUAUUUCUUCAGAAAUUCUAGAGUGGAAGCUUGGGUGGGUGAACACACAUUGACAGCAACAGGCAGGCAGUCCCCGUCGCCCUCACCCACUGUCUUAAACAGUGGCAAUGCAGCAUUUGAACUUUGCCUCCGUGCUGAAAGUCAAAAAGAUUCCUGUGAGGGUGGUGCCUUCUCAUGCCGGGCCUUGGGUACCAAGCACAGGGUUACCAGCCACAAAGCGGCGAGGAGAAACACGUUCUUAAGGUGCGAAGUAUUUUCACUUUGGAUCUUUCUCCUAUCCGUUACUUUAAAACUUUAUCCCCUGGUUAUUCAUGGCCAUCCUUCUGAGUGUCGAAAGGCAGGCCUGUAUGAUUUUGAUGAAGGCAGAAUUCUUUUUCUCUGUAGAAAGAUGAUCUUAUUACUUUAUCAGGGAAGUCAAACAAAAUUGGGAUUGGCAAGUGGACAGAAGCUAGCAAAAAGGAUGAUUCUAGAAAGUACUUUUUAUUCCAUCUUACAUGUAUGGAAACAUCAUAGCUUGAAACACAAAGCUUUGAGACACAAGGUUUUCAUGGCAGUCCAUCUUUUGCACUUUGUUGUGGCUGAUGUAGGAGAAAUCAUCUGCCAUUAUUUUUACAGCCACUGAGUCAUUUCCCUUUCAUCUAAGAUCCCUCCGUUCCUCUUCAACAAGGAAACUGGAGUCUAAAUGGAAGUUCUCACUGUUUGCCUUAGGGAUUUUGAGAAAUUUUUGUAUUGAACAGUUGGAAAGCUCUCUACUAUUUCAGUUGACAUAACUUCCCAAUUUUAAAUGUAGAUGCAGAUUUUUCUGUAUAGUUUUGUUUUCAUUUAUUAGGAUUGCUGACAUUUGUGACACAAUUUAUUCAUGAUUUUAUUUCUUGGUAACUUUGGCUUACUUAAUUAUCUUAAGUCCUUGAGCAACCUGUAUACAGCUGAGAGACUUCUGACAUUUAUUCUCACACUAAGUUGAUCAACUCUAGAGCUUAGACAUUUUAAUUUACCUCUGUUGAGUUUUUGAUCUCUCCAGAGUUGCAUGUAGAUAGCCUUUACUCUGUGCAUUAAAAUAUAUCCAUUUAGAAUAUCUACAAGGUAAAGAUAAGAAGUAGGGGAAAUGUAUUUUUUCAUGACAUUUUGAUACACAUUUCAUCAAGUUUGAUUAACCAAUUUCUUACACUGGUCAUAAUUAGUAUUUGAUUCAAAGAGAGGGAAGCAUUCAUCAUUGAUACACUAUACAGGCUUAAAAAAAACUACAUUCUUUACAGGUCAUUAAGGUUGGGAGCAAUCAAAAUUGUAUAACAUAAUUUCAACUCCUCAAGUCACAAAGUUGAAUAAAAUUGGAAUAUUUUCUUUUGAAUUACUUGAAAAGGCAAAUGAAAGCUUAUUACAAACUGCUUGUAUUUUCUUUUCUCUCUCUGGAACCAGUAUAUUGCUGGCAGCUAUUGUAUUAAAAAAUAAAGUAUAUUUUCA